ACUAGUGACAGUUGAAUCAAUUGGGAGAAAGAAUUAAACUUAAACCAUGGUUGAAACAAUCUUUAACCUGAGUUAACAAAGUCUUAUCUAUUCCGAAUAUAAAAAUGUGUUGGUACAGCUAACAUCGACAUGUUUUGUUUAACUAAGAACUCACCAUUUGAUAUUUAUGCUGUCAAGUUACUCAAUAAAAUAUUUGACAAUGAUAGAGAGGAAGACUCGAAGUCAAUGAUCUUUAUGCUAUAUAAUCUUGAAGGACUAUGAGCUUUUUCCUCACCAUUCAAUCUCACUCACAAUUAGCAAAUUGAAAUCAAAUAUACAACAAAAUGUGUGACUGUAAAGCUGCACUUGCCUGCGCUCGUGAUAACUUGCUUCCACUAGCCCGUGAUCAUUUGCUUCCACUCUUGAAGGAAGCAUUCAACAUGAUUAGGGGUGUCCCAAAAGAAAUUGCAGAAUUGAAAGAUGAACUUGAAAGCAUUGAAGACUUCAUCAACGAUGCGGAUAGAAGAUCUGAUGAUGUAGAAGACAAGAAAAUCAAAGACAUGACGAAGCAGCUGAUAGAAACAUCUUUUCACAUAGAAGAUGUCAUUGAUGAUUAUAUCUUCCUUGAGGAACAUCAAUCUUCUGAACCUGGAUGUGCUGCUGCUGUUGACUUGCUCAAAACUACAAAACUACGUCUCCAAAUUGCUUAUAAGAUUCAGAACAUCAAUUCCCAAAUUAGGGAAAUAAAAGAAACAAGUGAAAAGGAUCAUGACUUCGACAUCCAAUCUUCUUUGGAUAAAGCAUCAAGUAGUUCUGCAACAAACAGAAAUGCCUCAUUAUUUCAGAACCUUCGAGAUGCUCCACUUUACAUGGAUGAUGCUGAUGCGGUAGGAUUUGAUGUGUCAAGAGACAAAUUGAUUGAUUUGUUGGUAGAGGGAAGAGCACACCGCACAGUUGUCUCCAUUGUUGGAAUGGGAGGACUGGGAAAAACCACUCUAGCCAAGAAAGUUUUUGACAACCAAAAGGUCGUUAAACACUUUGAUUGUCGUUUAUGGAUCACGGUUUCUCGACCAUAUAAUAAAGAAAAAUUGCUGAAGGACAUACUGCAACAAGGGAAAUGUCCUCCUCAAAGUCUUCAUCAAAUGGAUGGAAAGUUAUUAGUUGAUGAAGUGAGAAACUACUUGCAAGGAAAAAGGUACGUUGUAGUGUUUGAUGAUGUAUGGGACUCACAUUUUUGGAAUGAUAUUGAAUUUUCUAUGAUUGAUAACAAAAAUGGUUGUAAGAUAUUAAUCACAACAAGAAACGAGGAUGUUGCAGAUGCUUGUAAGAAAUCUUCUUUUGUUGAAGUGCAUAAACUUGAAGGUUUAAGUGAAGAAAAAUCUUUAGAAUUGUUCAAUAAGAAGGCGUUCCAUGACUUGAGCGGAUAUUGUCCAGAAAAUCUUAUUGAUAUAUCUUCCAAAAUUGUUGAAAAAUGCAAUGGAUUACCACUCGCAAUUGUAGUCAUUGGUGGUAUUUUAGCUUGCAAAGAUAGGAAUCCAAUUGAAUGGUCUAAGUUUAGUGAAAAUAUAAAUGCAGAUCAGUCAAAGGAAUAUUCCAUGAUAAAAAAAAUUCUAGGACUUAGUUACCAUGAUUUGCCUUGCAACCUCAAGUCAUGUUUCUUGUACUUUGGAUUAUAUCCUGAAGACUCAAAUGUUCGUUCAAAUAUAUUGACUCGUCAAUGGAUUGCUGAAGGGUUUGUGAAAGAAGAAAGGGGAAUGACAUUGGAAGAGGUUGCAGAAGGACAUUUAAUAGAGUUGAUCCGUAGAAGUUUGGUGCGAGUAGAUGGGAUCACUAUUGAUGGAAGAGUAGACAGUUGCCGUGUUCAUGAUCUAGUGCAUGCAAUGAUCCUUAAUAAACAUGAGGAUUUAAGCUUUUGCAAGAGUAUUACCGAGGACAGACAAUUGCCUUCAACUGGAAUGAUUCGACGCCUAUCAAUAGCAUCAAGUUCUGAUAAUCUAAUGGAAGGUAUUGAAAGCUCACAUGUUCGAUCGCUGCUAGUUCUCGAACCUAAAACAUUACUUAAAUCCUUUGUAAGGACGAUCCCUACAAAAUAUAGGUGGUUGAAGGUGCUUACUUUAAGCUCAAACCAACAUGAAAUUCCUCAUGAUUUAGGAAGUUUGAACCACUUGAAAUAUUUUUGGUUCAGGGGGAAUGGAGAAAGAAAUUCUGAACUUCCAAAAUCCAUUGGCAUGCUUGUGAACCUAGAGACUUUGGAUUUAAGAGAAACAGAGUUUAAAAAUCGUAAUAUGCCGAAGGAGAUUUGCAAGCUUAGAAAGCUACGCCAUUUUUUAGGCUAUCGUAUGUCUUUGAUUGAGUUGAAGGAUGGUAUUGGAGGCAUGACAUCCCUACAAACUCUAAAUGAGGUUUAUUUAUAUGAUCAUGAAGAUGAAAAUGAUAAUAGAGUCGUAGAGCUAAUUGAAGAGCUAGGAAAACUAAAGCAGCUAAGGGAAUUGGGCUUGGCCGGUGUUAGGAGUAAAUAUAUGAGUGCUAUAUCUUCUUCAAUCAAUAAGAUGCAACAACUGGAGAAACUAAAUAUUAGUGGAGUCGAAUAUGAGACAUUCAUUGAUCUGGAUUUGAAUUCACCCCCACCUAUGCUUCAACAUAUUGGACUCUACGGGAAUUUAAAGAAGUUUCCUGAGUGGAUUCCAAAACUCACAAACCUUGUUGACAUGAAGGUGAGACUUACGAAGGAGGAAGGGAACGAUGCAAUGAAAUUACUCCAAAGUAUGCCAAACUUGUUGUCCCUCCAUAUCUCUGGUGGUAAUUAUGAAGACAAAUUGGAAAGGUUACAUUUUCAAGUUGGAUUUAAGAAUUUAAAGGAACUGUCGAUUGAUCAUUUCAAUAACUUGAGUCACAUCCUUAUUGACGAAGGUGCGUUGAGUUCUCUGAAAAAACUCACUUUAUACGGCAACCCCCAACUGACGAGUUUACCAACUGGCAUUCAACACUUACAAAAGCUUGAAGUUCUCUGGCUUGCUGAUAUGAGUGUGGAACUUAUACAGAGCAUUGCUCCUGAUAAAGGAAAAGAGCAUUGGAUCUUCAAGCAAGUGCCCUUUGUAGAAAUUGACUAAUUGAGAGAUAAAGGUGAUGGCCAUUAGUGAAUUUGAGAUUCACAUUUCUUCAAGUGGACUUUUAUAUCUGCAUUGCUUCUUUUGGCACUUCCCUUCCCCAGUAAGAAAGAAUGUGUUUCAUUGUUAUUAUACCUACUUUGUUAUUUUAUUCAAGAAAAUUGUGUUGUUUAUGAUUUAUGAUGAUAUAUGUUCUGAGAUCUUUCCUUUCAAUGAUUGUAAUAAAAAGAAAUUUUAUUUGUUUGUAGUUUUUACUUAUCAUGGGAGCUCAAAUCC
Molecule: messenger RNA, 3362 nt
Organism: Medicago truncatula (barrel medic)
Lineage: Eukaryota; Viridiplantae; Streptophyta; Magnoliopsida; Fabales; Fabaceae
Product: disease resistance protein RPM1
Exons: 2
Coding region: 324-3089 (921 amino acids)
Biological process (GO): defense response to other organism
Molecular function (GO): ADP binding
Source: RefSeq, a predicted model, not a curated record